Messenger RNA from Poecilia latipinna (sailfin molly), 1042 nucleotides. Its product is annotated as cytoplasmic FMR1-interacting protein 2-like. Gene Ontology annotation, biological process: regulation of actin filament polymerization. The record is from RefSeq and is a predicted model, not a curated record. The annotation marks the transcript as partial. The transcript is spliced from 6 exons. Lineage: Eukaryota; Metazoa; Chordata; Actinopteri; Cyprinodontiformes; Poeciliidae. Gene Ontology annotation, molecular function: small GTPase binding.
AGGUUUCGUGAAUUUAUUUUCUCUCUCCUGCCAUUUCAAGGCAUCCUGGAGUUCUUCCACCACCAGCUCAAGGACAUCAUUGAAUACGCCGAGCUGAAGACGGACGUCUUCCAGAGCUUGAGGGAGGUCGGGAACGCCAUCCUCUUCUGCCUGCUCAUCGAGCAAGCUCUGUCCCAGGAGGAAGUGUGUGACCUGCUUCAUGCCGCCCCCUUCCAGAACAUUCUUCCCAGAGUCUACAUCAAAGAGGGAGAGCGACUGGAGGUGAGGAUGAAGAGGCUGGAAGCGAAGUACGCCCCUCUCCACCUGGUGCCUCUCAUCGAGAGGCUGGGAACUCCUCAGCAAAUAGCCAUCGCGAGGGAGGGGGACCUGCUGACCAAAGAGCGCCUCUGCUGCGGCCUCUCCAUGUUCGAGGUCAUCCUGACGCGCAUUCGCAGCUUCCUGCAGGACGCCGUGUGGCGCGGGCCCCCGCCCACUAACGGCGUGAUGCACGUGGACGAGUGCAUGGAGUUCCAUCGCCUGUGGAGCGCCAUGCAGUUCGUCUACUGCAUCCCCGUCGGCACGCACGAGUUCACAGCGGAGCAGUGCUUCGGGGACGGGCUGAACUGGGCGGGCUGCGCCAUCAUUGUGCUGCUCGGACAGCAGCGCCGCUUUGACCUCUUCGACUUCUGCUACCACCUGCUCAAAGUCCAGAGGCAGGACGGCAAAGACGAGAUCAUCAAGAAUGUGCCACUGAAGAAGAUGGCAGACCGCAUCAGAAAGUACCAGAUCCUCAACAAUGAGAUAUUCGCCAUCCUCAACAAGUACAUGAAGGCGGUGGAGACGGACAGCUCCACUGUGGAACACGUUCGCUGUUUCCAGCCCCCUAUACACCAGUCCCUAGCUACCACCUGUUGAAAAGGAAGAGCCUUGAAAAGAUAGUGCACACACAGACAUACUCUAAAAACAUACUCUCUCGCAUACGCACCUACACACACGCAUACAUUCCCUCCUUUAGCUGUGAUGCUAAUCUCUGCCUCGCCGCAGCAGCUUUAAGAAUCCACUG